This is a messenger RNA of Dendrobium catenatum, 1378 nucleotides long. Its product is annotated as anamorsin homolog. NCBI's taxonomy places the organism in Eukaryota, Viridiplantae, Streptophyta, Magnoliopsida, Asparagales, Orchidaceae. The transcript has 9 exons. Gene Ontology annotation, biological process: iron-sulfur cluster assembly. Bases 278 to 1102 code for a protein of 274 amino acids. The record is from RefSeq and is a predicted model, not a curated record. Gene Ontology annotation, cellular component: cytoplasm. Gene Ontology annotation, molecular function: iron-sulfur cluster binding.
ACUUUUCUUCUUCGUAUCGUUUUCCUUGUCCACCACGUAAGAGUUCCGAAAGCUCUCCUCGAACGAGUCGGAUCGGAAGUUACACAGACAGACAACGUUCUUCCUUUGCCUUCUUCGACGACGUUCUUCGCCUCCUUAGACGACGUUCUUUACCUCCUUCGACGACGACGGGAGAUCGCUUGUUGCGACGGAUUUAGCUUAAAUCUUGCGCCUAAAUCCUUCAUCCAAACAGGCCCUAGGGUUUCUUUUGGCCGCUCGAUCAUCUCCCUAGCUUCAAAUGGAGAAGAUUGGCUGGAAGCCGAGCGCGCUUUUUCUCACAGAUCUUGUAGCGGUUCCUAUACGGGAGGUACUAUCCUCGUUCGUGAACUCAGGGAGCGCCCCAGUCGCCGAAGAUGACGUCCUUGUUAUCACCCAAUGCAAUACCCUUCUGGGGAAGUUGCCAAUUGAGUCCGCAUCCUUGGAUGUCAUUAUCUCCGUUCUUCAAAUACCUGAUAUUGUUAAUGAGCAGUGGCUUGAAGAGAUAAAUAGAGUUCUUAAAUCCAGUGGAAAGAUUGUUGUUCAGUUGUCUCUGAAGUCCAGUGAGCACUUGAGUCAGACCUCGCUAGAGCGCAAAUUACUCGUAGCAGGAUUUGUCGAUGUGAUGCCGUUGGAGUCUAAACCAGUCUUGGUCUUGGAUGGCUCAUAUUCUCUGACGAUUAUUGGGAAAAAAGCUUCAUGGUCAAUGGGGUCUUCUUUUGUUCUCAAGAAAGCAACAAAGGCUCUUCCCAAGCUUAUGAUAGAUGAGGAAUCCGACCUUAUAGAUGAAGAUAGUCUCCUUACGGAGGAGGACCUGAAGAAACCACAAAUACCAGCUGUUAGUGACUGUGAAGUUGGGAGCACUAGGAAAGCUUGCAAAAAUUGCACUUGUGGGAGAGCUGAGGCUGAGCAAAAAGUGCAGCUGGGGUUAACUGUGGAGCAGAUAAAUAAUCCUCAAUCUGCUUGUGGCAGUUGUGGACUAGGGGAUGCAUUCAGAUGUAGUGGAUGCCCUUACAAAGGUCUCCCUCCAUUCAAAUUGGGAGAAAAGGUAUCACUUACAGGGAACUUUCUUCUGUCUGACAUAUGAGAUAGUCACUUAGCAUUGAAACAGGAUGGUAGCUUGAAUGAAAGAGUUUUUGUUAGGCUAAAAUAGGAGAAAUAGCAAACAGAAUCAAAUUCUUGUUGAAUGAUUAUCUAUCUAUCCCAUUUAGACAAGCAGGAGUGUUGCAUUUAAAAUUCAUACUAUAUUGUUUAUGAGAAGUGUACUGAAGAAUUUUGAGUGCCUGUUGGUCAUUAUUUUGUUCUUACUCUUUCAUUGUAAACUUCUAAUAUAAUUUUUUGUUAUUAGUAUGAUUUAUGCUAA